This is a messenger RNA of Astrephomene gubernaculifera, 8469 nucleotides long. The record is from the annotation of a GenBank genome assembly. NCBI's taxonomy places the organism in Eukaryota, Viridiplantae, Chlorophyta, Chlorophyceae, Chlamydomonadales, Astrephomenaceae.
UAUCGUUAGUAGUCAGGGGACGUUCCCCUCAACCCCAACCAACAUAGGAACGAGUGACCUACCGUAAGCCAUAUGGGCAGGGCUUGAACUUGUUAGUAUAGUAAAAUUAAGACCAGAAGUAAAUAACUUUCUGCGUUGAUCAAUAGGGCACAGCCUACAACGUCUUAGCGACGACUUCGAGUGCCGGUUACUGGACGCGACGGUUCUAAGAAAUGCCAUGGUCACUAAGUAGUAAAUAAUCUACACACAAUAACGAGUUAUUUCUGAAAACCGGAGGCACCUGGUUUAGACGCUCAUGUCCAGGAGAGCCGCGAGGCACUGCCGGCGCGAUGAGCGAGAAGGAUGAGCCAGUACUAGGUACUGAUCAAUACAAAGGAUGGGGCCAAGUGGACCCAUAUGCCAACGGUGCUAAGGCCGAGGAGGGGACGCUCAAUCCCGUCGGGAACAGUUACAUCGACCAUGACCCGUUUGCUCAGUAUACACUGGCACCAGCCUUCAGCGAAGGCCCACUGACCUUUUUGAACGGCAAUCUACGGAUUCCCGUUUCGAGCUCGGGGUCAGAGGAGCCAAUGGGCCUCAUUGAGGAACUCAGCGGUGCAAGCAGCGGCAAUUCCUUCAACAGUGCAGACAUCUUGCCCUGGGCCCCACCUGAUGUGCCAGCGGGUGACGGUGGCGUGGAGGACGCGGCAGCGCCUGUCCAGCAGCCGACACCAUCCAAGCCAUGGAAGACGCAACGUCGUAUCCACGAUGCUCCAUCCUACCCAGAGCUGCUAGCGCUCGCACCAGACGAGAAGGCUUUUGACGAAGCAGACCCCUUUGCGGACGCGAGCCUACUUCAGCAACCUUCCAGCGCUGUGCAGGAUGAGCAGGAGGCGGAGCCGGUUGCAGUGUAUGGCUUUGUCGAGGGCUUGCCUCGCAAUGCAUCCAGUUCUUCCCUGGGAUCGGAUCCCUUUGAACACUACAAGCUGAUCGUCCAACCUCGGACCUUGGUGGAACCGGCCCCCAUGCCGGCGGCCGAGCCGCUGACGCCGCCGCUGACGCCGCCAACGGCACCGCCAGCAGCAGCAGCUCCACCAUCGCCACCAUCACAGGCGCCGACGGCUCUCGUUGAGCCCCUCAGCACUGCGGGUGCGACGGAGGCAGCGCUCACCGCCCUGGAUGCAGCGGAGGCGCCAGCAGCAGCAGCAGCAGCCGCAGGGAUGGAGGCGGUGCUGCAGCCGGUGGUGGUGGCGGUGAGGACGGCGGAGGUGGAGGCGCCGCUUGCAGGGGCAGCGGCGACGCCAGGGGUUGUCAAUGCGCAGGAGGCGAAUGCGCAGACGCCACCGGCGGCGGCGGAGGUGGAUGCGGCGGAAGUGGAGGUGGCGCCCGAGGUAGUUGCAGCGGAGGUAAGGACUGGAGCGGAGGCGGCGCCAAACACGUUGCUGGCGGGUGCGGAUGUGCCGCCGGCGGAGGCGGAGGCGGAGGCAACCCCGCUGGCUGCGGAGGCUGGUCCGGCACCGGCGGAGGAGACAGAUCCGCCGCCGACGGAGGCUGGCGGGUUACCGGCGGUGGGAGCUGCACCCAUACAGCAAGCAGCUGGGGUGACACCCACGGAGGCGGUUGUCCCGCCGGCGGAGGCGGAGGCAGCCAAUGCAACGGCGCUGGCCGUGGCGCAGUCGGCGGCGGCGCCUGUAGAGGCGAAAGCGUCGUCGUCUGGGCCGGCGGAUGCCGUGCCCUUGGUGGCAGACCCCGAGCUUGCGAAGGCUGGUUCGCCGUCGGCGGAGGCGAACGUGCCGCCGAUGGGGCUGCCUCCGGUGCCUCCGGUGCAGGUAGACGCUGCGCCGGCGGAGGCGGAUGCAGCGCCGGCGGGGGGAAGCGUGCUGCCGGCGGAGGCUGCAGCGGCGCCCGCUGAGGCCGGCUCGCUGCCGGUUGGGGCGGACGUGGCUGCGACAAGGGCGGAAGCCGCACAGGACGAAGCCAACGUGGCGCCUGCGGAGUCGGAUGCGGCGCCAGCGGAGGUUGGGGAUGCGCCAGCGACGGUGCCCGAUGUGGAUUCGGCCAAAGCAGCGCCAGCAGAGGCGGAUGCUGUGGCGGAGGCGGCCCCGGCGGAGGCGAAUGCUGCUCCAGCGGAGGCGGAUGCUGCUCCAGCGGAGGCGGAUGCUGCCCUGAAUGCGGAUGUGGACAAGGCGCAGGCGGAGGCCGACGCGGUGCAGACGGCAGCGGGGGCAGCACCAGCGGAGGCGGAUGAGGCGGAGGCGGCACAGCCGGUGUUGGAGGCGGCGCCGGUAGCGGCGGAGGCGGAUGCGCUGCCGACGGAGGCAAUCUCGCCGCAGGCGGAGGCUGGACUCGUGGCGUUGGAAGCUGACGCUGCGCAUGAUGAGGCGCUUGCUCCGCUAGCGGAGCUUGCUGCACCAAUCCCGGCGGCUGACGCGUUGCCAUCACAGGCUUCAGUCCCGUCUGUCGUCCCGGACAGCCAACAGCCCUCGCCAAUACAGGAGCAGGCAGCGGAAGCUGAGCAGCCGCCGCCGGCCAUCACAGACUUGCCGGCGUCGGCUGAAGCGUCGAUGGCGCCGCCACUACAAGUCCCGGCGGAGGCGGUGUCAUCGCCUGACCCUGGAGCGUCGCCGUCGACGUCGUCAGGAGCUGAGGAGGCGCCGCUGCCGGCGGGAGUUGUGAGCAUGGCUGUGGGGUCCAACGCCGCGGGGCCGCCGUUGGCGGAGCAGCUGCCUGCUGACGAGGACAACCUGACCGCACAGCCGCAGCCGCCGGCGGCAGAUGCAGCGCCGGCAGGCGUGGCGGCGGACGUGACGAUGCCAGUGGAUGCGCAUCAGGAGUCGGAUUCGCCUGCAACUGUGCCGCAAGGUGAAACGCUGGAAGAAGCAGCGCUGGAGGUGCCGCCGGCCUUGGAAGGAGCGGCAGCACAGCUGCUGCAUGCAGAUGCGCACGGGGCUGCGGCAACGGAGGAGGCGGCUGCUGGUGGUGGGGAUGUUCAUCCUGAGGAAAGGGUCUUGGCGGCGCCGGCCGGGACGGGGCCGGCGCCGUCGGAGGUGGCAGCAGAGGCAGCAUCCACGGCAGGUGGGACGCGUGCACAGCCCGAGUCGUCUGCAUUGGAGGCAGAACCCGCCGAGCUGGCGGAGGCCCAUGCGCCAACGCUGCCGCUGCCGCCAGCGCCGGCGCCGUCAGCCGAAGAGCUAGCGGAGCCGACGCUGUCAGCUGAGUCGCUGCCGCCUCCGGCGGGAUCGGAAGCGCUUCCCGGGGUUGCCCAGGACGCGCCUGCAGGGGAGGUGGUUGCGCUGGUAACCUUGGCGGAGGAAGCUGCGUCAGCUGGCGCCGUUGCGGCGGUGGGGGUUGCGGCGGAAGCUGCUGCUGCGACGUCAGAGGAGGCAGCCGACGGGGUGCAGGAGGCAGCGGACGGGGUGCAGGAGGCAGCGCUGCAGGGGGGCGAGGAGCUUGGACACGCUAUGCCUGCUGCUGCGGCUGUUGUCAUCACGGGAGCCGAUACAGCGCGGCCAGCGUCCGGGGUGGUUGGCGGCGUACAGCCGGAGGAGGCGGCGGCAAAGGAAGAGACCUCGCCGCCGCCGCAGCCGCAGCCGCUGGAGAACACGGUGGCACGGGAGGGUACGGAACUGAUGGCGGUGCCAGCGGCGGCGGCGAUCGCGGAGGUGACGGGGCUUGCUGUCAAGGCCGAGGCGGAUACCGUCGAUGUGGCGGCGGCAGCAGCGGCCUGCCUGGAUGCCCAACCGGCAGAUCCAGUGGCCCUGCGAGGAGUGGUGGCGGAGCCGCCAGCGGAGGAGGCGUCUGCAGCACAGCCGGCUGAGGCGCCGCCGCCGUCACAACAGGAAGUGGUAGCGGAGGCGUUGGCGUCGGCGGCGGAGGCAUUGCCGCCGGCGGAAGCCUCGUCGACGGCAACGGAAGCAGCAUUGCCGCCGGCCGAGCCGGUGCCGUGUCUGUUGCCGGCGCCGCAAUCUGAGGCGUCUUUGACAGUGGACGUGGCAUCACCACCGUCAGCGGAGGCGGCAUCACCGUCGGACGGGGCGCCGCCGUCGCCAGUGCCAGCGGAGGCGUCGCUUCCGCCAGCGCAAGCCUCACCGGUGCCCUCGGAGCUGCAACCGCCCCUGGAGGAGCCCCCGCCAGCUGAGGAGGUGUUGUUGGUCCUAUCAGAGGCACCGCUAACACACCCACCACCGCUGCCAGCGGCUAGGGUACCCACGCGGGAUGAAGUGGAGCUGCAAGAAGAGCCAACAACAGUGCCGGCUACGGCUGAGAGCUCCGCUGCUGCUGCUGCUGCUGCUGCUGCGGAAGCGGAGGCGGCAGCAGCAGAGGACGGUUCAGGGCCGGCGGACACUGCGACAGCUCCUCCUGUUUCAGAGUUACAGGUAACGUCCGCAGCACCAGGUGCAGCGCAACCCGGUGCGGCCUCAAAUGCCGCUUUGGAGGAGGAGGCGGAUACCGAGCAGCAGCAAGCAGUGCUGGUGGAGGCAGAGGGCCGGGUUCCUGCGGGGGCGGACGUGGGGUGUGCGGACGCCGUACCGCCAGCGCCGCAGCUGGCAGAAGCGGAGCGUACGGCGGAGUUCCAGCCGUCCGGAAUGGAGCAGCGCCUAGAAACGGAUGAGCACAUCGCUUACCAGCAGCCGACGGACGCCGUUGAGGGCUCGGCUUUGGGUGUUGGAGGAGUUCGGCAGGAAGCAGAUGGCAGGACGACGGCAGUUGACGUUUCCGUAGCGGGCCCUGCUGUGAGUGUUGAUGAGGCUGCAGCUACUCCGGCAGCAGCAGCAGCAGCGGCAGCCGGCGCAGCAGACGUAGAUAGCACCGCUGCUGGAGCUGAAGCAAGUGACGCGCCAGCAGUAGCAGCAGCACUGAUAGCGGGUGAGGACGCCGGGGUGGAGGGGGUUGGGCAGGAAGCGGGAAGCAGCAGCACGUCCGGUGAAGCUUGCAGUUGGGAGGCGGAAACGGCAGCGGCAGCGGUCAACGAGGUUGUGGUUGUAGAUUCAGCGGAGGCGUUGGAGGAGAAGCCUGCGGCUGCGGCCGAGAUGAAGGGGGUUGUAGCUGAGGUACCGGCGAGCAUGGCGUCAGAGGCAGCGGCUAACAUGCAUGCAUUGACAUGCGGGGCUGCUGGAGCGGACGCGGACGCAGGGGGAGCCGGCGCCCAGAAGACUGCCGGGGAGCAGCUUGCAGCUGUCGUCGCCGGCACGGUGGGGGAGGCAGCGUCUUCUGGAGAGCUGCAUGAACUGCAGCAGAUGGAAGCGGUUGACAACGCGGCGAGCGGAGCCGCAGGAGGUCACGGAGCAGACGCUGCGGUUGCUGCAAAGCAGGAGGGUGCUGCGGGGGCAGCGCUGGAAGACAGGGUGCAGGGAGCAGCGAGCCGUGACGUGUCGGACGUGUUGGGUGAUGCCGCAAGUCGUGACGUGUCGGACGUGUUGGGCGAUGCGACGGCGGACUGGGAGGACGUCGCGGUGGCAAGCGGUGCUGAUGGGGACGGGAGCGGUGGCGCUGCUGCUGCUGCUGCUGCUGCCGGUUCAAAGGUGGCAGCUGCAACGGAUGUGGAUAAGGGUGCGGGGCCGGAUGUGGGGGCGGGUGCAGGAAUUGAGAAGGCAUGUGGGGUUGAUGCGGUUACGGCAGUCGCCGCUGCAUGCGCGGCAGCUAGCCGCUCGGAGGACGUUGGGGGUGGAGCAGAACAAGUUGAACAGACAGCAGCAGUAGCGGCAGCAGCAGCAGCAGCGGAAGGCAGGGUCCUCCAGGACAACGAAGCGCUGCAAGCGGGAGGAGUGCCCGUGGAGGCGGUACUGGGGUCUGCUACCGUUACUUCUGCAGCGACCACGGCCGCAACACCUUCUGCAGCUACCACGGCCGCAACAGAAGCAGCGCUGGAGGUGGCGGUGCCGGUGGCGGAUGCAGGCGGAGGCACGGAUGUGGCCGCUACGGCGGACGUUUCGGGGGUCCAGGUACGGCAGGAGGCGGCGGCGGCAGCAGCAGACGUAACCGAAUCGGCAGCAACAGCAGCGGAAGUAGACGCAGAGCUGUUGCCUGCUGUGCCUCCGGAGGUGCUUCCGCCUGUGGAAGGAGGUGGAGGACGUCUUUCCUCAUCUGCCGCUGAAGACGCACGGGGCACCUCGGAUGCGGAACAGCACCCUUUACAGCAGAUGUUCUUCCCCCAGCAGCAGCAGCAUCAGGAGCAGCAGCAGCAGCCUUCCCAACAGGAGCAGCAGCAGCCGCUGCUGGUGGCGGGCACGGGUCGUGCCGCCGUCAAGGCAAUGCGACGGCGACCUUCUAGCGCUCAAUCCAGUGCAGGAUCAACGACGUCGACUUCAGCACCGUCGCCGCCGUUGUUAAAACAGCGACAACAGCAGCAGCUGCAGCAGGUUGGGGAAUGUACGGCAAGAGCGGCCUCGACGACGUCAGGCGGCGGCAGCUGCCUUACUGCCAUGCAGUCAGAGCAUAGUUGCAACAGUAAUGGUAGCAGCCGCAGCCGAGCUGUCGCUCGCAGCGUUGGCACGCAUGCUACUGCAGCGCCGUCGCCGCCGGCGGCGCGGCCGGUUGGGACCCGGGCUGCGGCCAAGUCAGGAAACAGCAAGCCCGUGUCGACGCAUGCGGGCCCAAGCUCCCGGCAUGCCCCUUCGACGGCGGCAUCGGUUGAGACGAGGAGUGGUGGCGGCGGUAGCCAUGCUGCCCCGGCUACUGUUGUUGCUACUGUCGCUGCAGAAGCACCCGCGUCGUCGCCUUCAGCGCCGGCGGCGGGACCGCGUGACGCGUCGCGGUCCUUGCUGCAUGCGACGUCGUCGUCGUCCGGUCGGAAAGCACCAUCUGGGUCGCAGGAACGGCAGCAACCGGGGAGACAGCAGCAGCAGCAGCAGCUGCUGCAGCUGCUGCUGCCGCAGCCCGCGGAGCCCCGAAUACAUCCUGCUGCGCCACCACCGAGCCUGCCGCCACAGCAGCAGCAGCAGCGGCAGCAGCAGCAAGCGGCGAGCGCAGCAGCAGCAGCGGCGGCGGCGGCGGUUGUUGCGACGCCGGCAGGACCCCUCAAGUGUUCCAAGUCAUCGAAGCCGCCUGUGGCAGUAGCCGGCAGUAGCAGCAGCAGCAGCACCCACAGCAUUCACAGCACGCAACACACCCUCCCGCGGGUGACCCAACUCGCGCCUCAGCAUCCACAUCCGCAUCCCAUUCCGCAGCCCCAGUCACGGCCACACUCGCAGCCACAUUCGCCUAGGAUAUGGCCGCCGCCAGAGACGAUGACUCAUGCGCAGUUAGAGGACGCACCACCACCGCCCACGCGACCCGUGGCUUCAGCGCCGGAGCUCACUCGUCGCCCCGCGGCUGCCGCCGACAGUAUCGCCAACGCUGCCUCCUUUGAGCCACUCGCUUUUCCAUUGGAAAUGCUCGAAAGCAGCAGUACCACCCACUGCAGCCCUUCUUUGCCGCGCGCAUCCAUGCGACACUCCGCGCAUGCGGACAUGCGGCUGGGAAGUACGGAGCACCAUGGAACUUACGCGGGCGCCGUGCAGCCUGGAACCAACGCCGGCACAAACGGAACGGGCGGAACGACACGUCUGUCGGCAAUGACCAGUGAACGAACGAUUAGCACGGUUUCGGUGCCGGGUCAACGCUCAUUGAGCUCAUUCGCCUGCAGCAGCGGCGGCGCACGGCAUUCGAACGGCUUGCCGAUGCGGAAACGACCCGUGGGUCAGUUGCCGGGCAUGCCGUUGCUUAACGACCUUGCCAGUCGUUAUCCUGUACGGCAGGCGCCUACUAACGGUCCUGAGGUUGCGUUGGUUGGGGGGCAGUUGUACGUUAGUGAACGGCUGCAAGCAGCGAUAGGGCAGCAUGACAGUUAUGGUAGCGGCAGCAGCGCCUGCAGCAGUGUCAAGAGGAGGUACGGCAGCAGCAGAGGUCAGCUUCAAAGCAUUGAUGAGGGCCUGAUCCAACCAACAGGUUACGAAGGCUUCGCAGCGGCUCAUCAUGACGAUGCUGCUAUUGUGGCUGCGGCCGCGGCUUUCGGAAGCAACACCGGGGCUAGGCAAGGCAUGCGCCGUAUGACCGCUGCUGCCGCUGCCGCUGCCUUGGAUUCGCGGAUGCGCUACAUGCAUCCUAGGAUCUCGCUGCCAGCAACGCGGGGUGAGCUGCAGCAUUCACCCAACGGAGGUUCCACCGGUAGCGGGAGUGGCUUUCAUCGUGGCAACGAUUCACAGCAGCAGCAGCAGCAGCAGCAGCAGCGACAACAACAGCAACCGCACCAAUCGUCUCAGCAGCGCCGGCCGAGUGAUGUAGCCGCAGACCGCUUUGCCGGUAGCGCACCGGUAGCAGCAGCGGCAGCAGCUGAUCAGGGUUCCACACGCGACCCAUGGGUGAUUCGAGCUCGGGGUUUUCAUGCAUGGGGUGCUGAGCCCAUACCUGAGUUAUCUCGGGAGGCUGAGGCGGCUGCAGACAUGCAGGGCAUUUACAGGCGUCGGGGCCCGGGGGGUGUUGAUUUGGGUCAGCAUGGUAUUAAUAGUGGUG